AUGGGAGUUUCGUUUAGAUCAUUACUUCUUGCCUCGGGGCCCUUGGCUCUCGUUGCAGCAGAAUGCACAGAGAUCAGCCAGAGACGUGCUUGGCACACGUUUUCGAACGAUGAAAAGCUGGAAUAUCUGAACGCAGAGCUCUGUAUCAUGAACACUCCAGCAAAGCUCGGUCUUCCUGGCUGCAACACCCUCUUUGACGAACUACAAGCGAACCACCAGAUUCAAGCGGCGACGGUUCACGGUGUUGGCGCCUUCUUGCCCUACCACCGGCUGCUGAUGCAUACGCAUGAGUACUACCUCAAGACUGAAUGCAACUACACUGGAGCCCAACCAUACUGGGACGAGCCAAAGGAAGCCGGAAACUUUACUCAGUCCGUCAUCUUUGAUCCAGUUUAUGGUUUCGGAGGGGACGGACGGGAGGAAGAUGGCUGCAUUACCGACGGCCCCUUCGCAAACUACACCAACUCUCUCGGCCCCGGCUAUGCGAUCCACGACCACUGCAUCGAUCUUGACGCUUGCUACGAGCACGAUGACUUUCUCACGGCCUGGCCUUGCAUCGAGGGCAGGCCGCAUGGCGGAGGGCACGGCGGGGUCGGCCGCGAGAUGUCUAAUCCCAUCUCCUCGCCCGGAGAUCCUAUAUUUUUCCUUCACCAUACAUGGCUAGACAAGAUUUGGUGGGACUGGCAAGCGAUCAACCUGACGGCUCGAUUGACAGAUAUUUCGGGAGCCAACAGACAGGACCCGAAUGUCGGUUUCCCCGAGACACCGGGCAGUGACUGGCAGAAUGGGACGUGCUCCGGUUUCCCGUGUACGACAAUUCCAAACGUGACGGACACACAGCCUGGCGAUCGGGGCAAUACCACGACCUUGACCCACGUGCUGAGUACCUUGGGGUUGCUCCCCAAUAUUACCAUUGCCGAUGUGAUGGAUAUUCAGGGUGGUUAUCUCUGUUAUGAGUAUGUCGAAGCCGAGUAG
Pestalotiopsis fici W106-1 is the source of this 975-nucleotide messenger RNA. RefSeq lists its product as uncharacterized. The transcript has 6 exons. The record is from RefSeq and is a predicted model, not a curated record. Lineage: Eukaryota; Fungi; Ascomycota; Sordariomycetes; Amphisphaeriales; Sporocadaceae. Gene Ontology annotation, molecular function: oxidoreductase activity. Bases 1 to 975 code for a protein of 324 amino acids.